Penaeus vannamei (Pacific white shrimp) is the source of this 409-nucleotide messenger RNA. The record is from RefSeq and is a predicted model, not a curated record. Lineage: Eukaryota; Metazoa; Arthropoda; Malacostraca; Decapoda; Penaeidae.
CCAGUCGAUCGUUGACGAGUGUCUUGAGUGGACCGCCGAUAAGUUGUCUUGACAUUGCUGAAUGAUUUGACCUCCUGCAAUGGACCUGACCGUUCGUUCUUUGGCCAACAAGGCGGUUUUCCUUCUGGUGGCUUCGCCCUUCCUGAGCCUGGUGGGCGCCGUGCCUGGAGUGUACUUCACCUCCGACUUGCUUUCCAACAAAUGGAUUCCCGAUCCCAUGAAAACUAUCAUGAUCGUCGAUAGGGAAGACUGUGAGACGCAGUGCGUUAGGCAUCCCCUCUGCACUGGCUACGCGGUGUCGACCUUCGAGAGAAAAUGUCGGCUGUAUCAGAUCGAGCGAGGUUUGGCGCCAGUCAAGAACAACGGAUACAAGCUCUACAUCAAGAUGAAGUGUGAGUCUGCGCGUUGA